This is a messenger RNA of Periconia digitata, 388 nucleotides long. The record is from the annotation of a GenBank genome assembly. NCBI's taxonomy places the organism in Eukaryota, Fungi, Ascomycota, Dothideomycetes, Pleosporales, Periconiaceae.
GCAGCUUGCGAUGGCAAACGAAACGGCAUGCCCCUUACGUCCGUUAUUGUGGUCGAGUGGCACUUGUAGAGCUAUUGAAGAUGGUUGGCAAUUGCCUCUUUCUGGACGAAAACCACGUGCGGCGCAAGCCCGUCUGGUCGUGACUAAUAAAAAACAAUAUGUGCGACUCCGCCUGCGCCUGUAUAAUGCAUCUGUAAUCCGAAGUGCGAGUACUGCUGACCGGUCUAACAACUUGAUGUGGCAAUCGUUCUGGCAAUUUCAAUGUUCUUGCCCCAUACCACAUCGGCCGAGGAUAGUUUGCCUUGUAUUGUCCGCACUACAGAGUGUUGAUAAUUGGGAGAUCGAACAGACGCAGAUCAACAACUCGGUUCAAUGGAGCAUAUCAUAG